This is a messenger RNA of Pogona vitticeps (central bearded dragon), 1375 nucleotides long. Its product is annotated as protein tipD. Lineage: Eukaryota; Metazoa; Chordata; Lepidosauria; Squamata; Agamidae. Gene Ontology annotation, molecular function: protein binding. The record is from RefSeq and is a predicted model, not a curated record.
GGGGAAGGGAGGGGAGGGGCUAGGGGAGGGAUAAGGGGCAGCAAAGUUUGGCAGUAGAUGAGAUCAUGAAAUGUGGAAGUGAUGGGGCAGGAAAGCAUUUGCCUUGGAAAGGUUUACUAAAUGGGGAUUAAGGAUCCAAGUGGAGAGACAGAGUAAGGAGGGGGAACAAGCAGUGGUGCAUUUAGAUCUGCACCCCCCAAGCCAUGCAGACUACACGCCGGAGCCGGCUGACCACACCACCGGGGACAAGCAGUAACGUCCCUGUCCCCCAAGAUACCGUCACAAGUAGCCCUUCUAUUUCUGGCGAUCUUCGGCUGCUCCACACUAUAGACUGUGGAGAUCAGCUGCUUUCUUGCCAGUUCAAUAAUGAUGGGACACGGGUUGCAGCAGGAUUACGCACUGGCACCAUUAAGGUUUUUUCAGUCAGUGAUGGCUCCCUUCACCAUGUUCUUGCUGACAGUGAAACUGUGACCCAAGGAUUACCUAUCACCUCCCUGCGCUUUAUGCCCCGUGGCCCCGCCCACAAUGGAGAUGUCUUGCUUGCCACCUAUUCUGGUGGGAAGCUGAAGCUAUGGCAUGUCCCUUCCCGCACCUGUGUGCGCACCUUAGCGGAGGAUCGCCAGACAAUGAUCGCUUCCUUCAACCCUUCUGGCUCCAGGUUCAUCACAGGUGGAGCAGGACCGGGCAUUUACAUGUACGACACACAAACCUGGGAAAAAUUGCAGAAUUUUCAGCCAAGUGAUUCCCCAAAUGUGAUGGAUGGGCACAUGUCCCGGGUCUAUGCGCUGACCUUCUUCCCGGACAAUGAUGAGCGUUUCGUCUCUGGAGGAUGGGAUGACACAGUACAGUUCUGGAACGUGCAGACAACACAUUCUAUACGGCGCAUCUCUGGACCCCAUGUCUGUGGUGAUGCUGUCUCCAUAGACAAAACUGGGACACAGGUUCUGACAGGCUCCUGGAGGCGGAACAACACAUUGCAGAUCUGGGAUGCUGAAACAGGUGCCAAGAUCAUGGACAUUCCAGAAGACUUCCGAGGUCAUUCACAGAUUUAUACUUGCCACUUACUUGGCUCUGACCACAUCAUAGCUGGUGGAAGUCGGAACAACUUAUGUCGGCUCAUUGACAGGAGAAUCCUCAUGAGUACAGGGGUGCUGAAUGAUCUGCCCGGGGGUGUCUACAGUACUCACAUCAGUGCCCGUGGUGUCUUGGCUGCCACUUCCAGCAACACUUUAUACCUUGCACAGACGCCAGUGAGACCCUGAACCCUUCCUUCGGAGGCUACCAUCAAGAGUGAUGCUCUCAAUGACUUCCCCAUCAUGGUACGCUAAUUAAGGACAUGCCAAUGUGUGCCUGAUGGCUUCUUAGAACCCUCUAC